Messenger RNA from Halichondria panicea, 843 nucleotides. RefSeq names its product intraflagellar transport protein 43 homolog. Bases 142 to 663 code for a protein of 173 amino acids. The record is from RefSeq and is a predicted model, not a curated record. Gene Ontology annotation, cellular component: intraciliary transport particle A; cilium. Lineage: Eukaryota; Metazoa; Porifera; Demospongiae; Suberitida; Halichondriidae. The transcript has 7 exons. Gene Ontology annotation, biological process: intraciliary retrograde transport.
AAUCAGCCGCCUUUCCCUCUUUUUGCAGAGGGACAGCUUUUUUGCAACUCCCCCUGGCCCCAUGAACAUUGUUUCGGAUUGCUGUUUUUCACAGAACAAGUUUGGCAUUUGCCUGUGUGCAGCUGGCUGGCUCUUGCUGAUAUGGACGAAGAACUAAGUCAUGACCAGAUGCCGUCACAGGAUGGUCCUCCACAGCCCCGGCGAACAGGGAGGUGGGCGGAAAGUAUGAGUGGGCGGGAUAAAGGCAGGAAGCCACGAGAUCAGGAGGAGGAAGAUGAGCGACUGAAGAUUCAUGAUGACUCCGAUGAUGGUCUCCAAGCUGUCCCAGAUCUGGAUGAUGUACAGGAGGAGGAGCUGACUACACAAGUUGCCCUACCACCCAGUGUUACAGUUACUAGAGUGGCCACGUUCAAGCAACUAGACUCUGACCUACACAAGCAUGCUGGACUUUUCACGUUGGAUGGUAUGACUGAUAUGAAGAUACUUACCAAGGGGCUCUUGUCUGAGGCAGAGGUCACAGAGGAAGACAAACCAUGGGAGUGGAACCGACUGCUAGCAGAGAUCUCCUCUGACAUUCAGGAAGUGUGGGAUCGACGGGAGGGGGCCGCGCCAAGAGCGCACGCAGUAAGUCCACCCACCUCCAUCAAAGGAGGAUUGCCAUAGAAGUCUGACUUUCUUACGCUUUAUUUUAUCAACCAUGGACAACCUAUAGUCACUUAUUCCACAAAACAAACGUUAUGUGUACACAUUGAUGUCCUUUUUCGAAUGCAAUACUCCACAUCUCUUAUGUUUUGCAAAUUUUAGGACGUUUGAAAACCAUGUCAUGAUAUCAAUAACAAAUUG